AUGCCUCAUAUUAGAGCUGAUUUCAAGCACUUGAUUUUCAAGACCUACUUUAGUGUAUCAGCAACGAGAAAUAUGGAGAAAUCAUAUGAGAAAGUAAUAGAUUUCUUGGGUACUCUAAAAACUAACGCUUCGGUCCUUGAAAGCAUACGUCAGUCAGGUGGUAAGCUUAAUGAUAGAAGUCUACCUGAAAUGAGGGAAUAUUGCAGGAGAAUUGGAUACGAGGUUCCAAGGGAUUUCGAUAAGCUGAAUAUUAUACACAUCUCUGGUAGUAAAGGAAAAGGAUCCGUAUGCAUGUUUACUGAAUCCAUACUGAGGAAUCUCAGACAUAUGGAUGGAAUGCCUCGACUUCGCUUCGGUAUAUGCUUUGACACACGAUCGGUUCGUGAGCGGAUUAGGAUCGAUGGGAAGAAAUUGAAUAAAGAAGAUUUUACUAAUUACUGUUUCGAAGUUUGUGAAAGAUUAAACAAGGCUGAGGCUGCCAAUCCGGGAAUGUUGAUUGAUGGUAUUCCAAUUAACACUCCAGAAUAUUUCCGCUUUCUCACUCUUUUGGCAUUCCAUAGUUUCAUGCGGAAAAAGGUUGAUGUAGCAAUCAUCGAAGUUGGUAUUGGUGGGGCGUACGAUCCAACAAAUAUUAUCGAGAAGCCAAUAGUGUGUGGAGUUGCAUCUCUUGGUUAUGAGCAUCAGUCUCUUUUAGGUCACACACUUGCUUCAAUAGCCUGGAACAAAGGUGGAAUAUUCAAACAUAGUGUGCCUGCUGUCACAGUUGAGCAACAAACAGAAGGCAUGAAAGUGUUGAUGAAGCGUGCAGAAGAAGCUCCUCUGAAACAAGUCCAACCGCUGACCAAAGAAAGCUUGCAUGGCGCUACUUUGGGUUUACCAGGAGACCAUCAACUUACAAAUGCUGCUCUUGCAAUCGAAUUGUGUCGUGUAUGGCUCCAGAGAUGCCAUAAUAUUCGAAUUUCGGAACAAAAUCCUCCGAGAGAAUUUAUGAAAGGUUUGCAAUCAGCCCACUAUCCUGGUCGUGGACAUAUAGUCAAUGAUCAAAGGUAUCCCAAGAUUACCUGGUUCCUUGAUGGAGCACAUACUGCUGAAAGUAUUAAGGCAUGCGCAAAAUGGUUCAGUGAUGUUACAAGUCAACAUGCGGAAGCCAACGAGUCUACCACGGAGAGAAUUUUGCUAUUCAGCUGUACCAAAGACCGUAUUGGACAACCGUUGUUGGAAGAACUCGGUUUAAUACAUCAGAAAAAUAGAUUUGAUCAUGCAGUAUUUUGCACUAAUAUACCGUCUUUGACAAAUAAUUACAAGAUUGACCUGCAUCAUAACACGGUAGAGGAUGAUCCUACACUAAGCCUGCAACAUACAUUGGCUGAGACAUGGAAGGGGUUGGUAAUAAAGCCAAAGAACGCUGGACAUACCUGCGAUACUCACGUUCUACCGACCAUUGAACAUGCAAUAAAUUGGAUAACAGAAUAUAGCAAAAAAACUGACGCGAGUUUGCAGGUCUUAGUCACGGGAAGUUUGCAUCUCAUAGGUGGAUUUAUGGCAAUUCUUGAAAUAGAUGUUGAUUAG
Molecule: messenger RNA, 1569 nt
Organism: Paraglomus brasilianum
Lineage: Eukaryota; Fungi; Glomeromycota; Glomeromycetes; Paraglomerales; Paraglomeraceae
Source: the annotation of a GenBank genome assembly